AUGAAGGAAUACCUCAUCUCCGGAAAGCCCGAGUUCAAGGGAAUCCUGAGGGAUGCUGAAAUUCCCAAACCUGGGCCCAACGAUGUACUCAUCAAAGUAGUGGCCGCUGGGCUGAACCCUAAGGAUUGGAAGUUCACCAAGGGUCGCGCCGAGUCGGAAGCCCUGAAUGCUGGAGAUGACGUUGCAGGCAUUGUUAAAGAGGUUGGCUCCAAUGUUUUUGAAUACAAGACAGGAGAUCGAGUCGCUGCUUUCCAUCGUAUGGGGCAUCCAGGCGGCACUUAUGCCGAGUACUCGGUUGCUCCAGCAUCUACUGCAUUUCACCUUCCCCCAAAUGUCUCAUUUGAGGAUGGAGCGGGAACGCCGCUGUCCUUCAUCACGGCUGCAUUAGCUUUAUUCCAGUAUCUGCAGGUCCCCCCUCCUACAACUCCCGGUCAGAAGAACAUUGGUAUCCUUAUCUACGGCGGUUCUAGUGCUGUGGGUUCAUACGCGCUACAACUGGCAAAGUUAAGCAACCUUUACCCUAUCAUUACAGUUGCUGGCUCUGGAAUUGACCACGUCAAAUCCCUCAAUGCUGCAACUCAUAUCAUUGACUAUCGAGAGGGCAACGUUAAGCAACAGAUUCUAGAUGCGGCUAAUGGGGCAAAAAUCACCCUAGCAUUUGAUGCGAUCUCUGGGAAUGACAGCUACAAGGCAGUCACUGAAGUGCUUCAAGCAGCGGGCGGGGGGCAUAUCAACAUGGUUGGUCUCCCCACGGACCCCAGCUGGAGCUUUCCAGACGAUGUCCGAGUUACGAGAACAUUCGUCAGUUCAGCAUACGGAAUCAAGCACAGCGGCAUCACCGAAGAGCAGGCUAAGGCAGACGAAGAAUUCUCUUACCUCUUCUAUCGGUACCUGAGCUUCCUUCUUGCCAAAGGGACAUUCAAGCCACACCCUAUUCAAGUUCUCCCAAUGGGCUUCAUAGCAUUGUUGAUGGAGUAA
Messenger RNA from Fusarium redolens, 978 nucleotides. Its product is annotated as chaperonin 10-like protein. The transcript is spliced from 3 exons. The record is from RefSeq and is a predicted model, not a curated record. Bases 1 to 978 code for a protein of 325 amino acids. Lineage: Eukaryota; Fungi; Ascomycota; Sordariomycetes; Hypocreales; Nectriaceae. Gene Ontology annotation, molecular function: oxidoreductase activity, acting on NAD(P)H.